UGCAUUCUCACAUUGGGUGCAGCCCGGGCCACCCAGCCGUGCAGAGUCUUGAUGCUGCAGAGGCGCGGUGCGGGGUCCCAGUAACCAAGGGGUGGGAAUCCAACCCCGGAGCUAGACUGGCGUUGCUAGCCGAGAGCCUUGUGCUCUUGGGGGAUUGGUUUCCACCUGGGGCUGUGCGCGAUGACUUGCUCUUGUUCUUUCUGGGCCAGGGUUAUCGUCUGCAGGUUCGCGAUGCAGCGGGCGGCGGUUCUGGUGCGGCGGGGCUCCUGCCCCCGCGCCUCGGGCCCCUGGGUCCGUAGUCACAGCAGCGCUGCAGCCGAAGCUUCGGCGGCGCUCAAGGUGCGACCGGAGCGCAGCCCUCGAGACCGCAUCCUCACUCUGGAGUCCAUGAACCCGCAGGUGAAGGCGGUGGAGUACGCCGUGCGCGGACCCAUCGUGCUCAAGGCCGGCGAGAUCGAGAUGGAGCUGCAGCGGGGUAUCAAGAAACCAUUCACUGAGGUUAUCCGAGCCAACAUUGGGGAUGCCCAUGCUAUGGGCCAGCAGCCAAUCACCUUCCUCCGUCAGGUGAUGGCGCUCUGCACCUACCCAAACCUGCUAAGCAGCCCCAGCUUCCCAGAAGAUGCUAAGAAGCGAGCCCGGCGGAUCCUGCAGGCUUGUGGUGGAAACAGCUUGGGAUCCUACAGCGCCAGCCAGGGUGUGAACUGCAUCCGUGAAGACGUGGCAGCCUUUAUCACUAGGAGAGAUGGUGUACCUGCCGACCCGGACAACAUUUACCUGACCACCGGAGCUAGCGACGGUAUUUCUACGAUCCUGAAGCUGCUGGUCUCUGGGGGCGGCAAGUCACGGACAGGCGUGAUGAUCCCCAUCCCCCAGUACCCUCUCUACUCCGCGGUCAUCUCCGAGCUGGAUGCCGUCCAGGUGAACUACUACCUAGAUGAGGAGAACUGCUGGGCCUUGAACGUGGAUGAGCUCCGGCGGGCAGUGCGGCAAGCCAAAGACCACUGUGACCCCAAAGUUCUCUGCAUUAUCAACCCCGGGAACCCCACAGGCCAGGUACAAAGCAGAAAGUGCAUAGAAGAUGUGAUUCACUUUGCCUGGGAAGAGAAGCUUUUCCUACUGGCUGAUGAGGUAUAUCAGGACAACGUGUACUCUGCCGACUGUCGGUUCCACUCCUUUAAGAAAGUGCUUUACCAGAUGGGGCACGAGUACUCCAGCAACGUGGAGCUCGCGUCCUUCUACUCCACCUCCAAGGGCUACAUGGGCGAGUGCGGCUACCGAGGAGGCUACAUGGAGGUGAUUAAUUUGCACCCUGAGAUCAAAGGCCAGCUGGUGAAGCUCCUAUCGGUUCGCCUCUGCCCACCAGUGUCUGGACAAGCCGCCAUGGACAUUGUCGUGAAUCCCCCUGUCCCCGGCGAGGAGUCCUUCGAGCAGUUCAUCAGGGAAAAAGAAUUCGUUCUUGGUAAUCUGGCCAAGAAAGCGAAGCUGACAGAAGAUCUGUUUAACCAAGUCCCAGGGAUUCAGUGCAACCCCUUGCAAGGAGCUAUGUAUGCUUUUCCCCGGAUUCUCAUUCCUGCCAAGGCUGUGGAGGCGGCUCAGGCCCAUAAGAUGGCCCCAGACAUGUUUUACUGUAUGAAGCUCCUGGAGGAGACUGGCAUCUGUGUCGUGCCUGGCAGUGGCUUUGGGCAGCGAGAAGGCACCUACCACUUCAGAAUGACAAUUCUCCCUCCCGUGGAGAAACUGAAGACAGUGCUCCAUAAGGUGAAAGAUUUUCACCUCAAGUUCCUGGAGAAAUUCGCAUGAGGAUGCCUCAGGCGCCAGAGGGUCUCGGUCCAAUCCCACCCAGGCCUUCCUCUUGGACUCUGCCUCAGACCUCAUGCAGGCCGUCAGCCCGGUUCAUCAUGUUUCCCAGGAGACUUUCUUUGUGCCUUGAGCAAACAGUGAUUUUGCAAUGUCUCGCAGGCCCUGUUGUUUUUUGUUAAAUGCAGCCAAAGUAGAGUCAACUUGCUCGGCAGAUGUGGCUGGGAUUCUCUGAAUCACCUAUCCUUCUUGUGUUCGGAAAGUUCCUUUAUGUUUUGAACAGCCAGGGUGCAUUGAAAUGAGAGCGUUCUUAUCUACAGAAUCAAGCAGAUGUUGGGAAUGUGUGACUUUACAUGGUGAGGACCGGAAGUCCAGAAAUCAACACUGAGAUCCCGUACGUUUUGAACAGCAAACCUGCAAGUCCGGCAAGCACCCAGAGAAAACUUGUCAUUCUGGUCUGGAUAUAGACAGUCCAUCACAGACCAGAAUACUGAAGCCCGUAGUGGUACGGGGUCACAUCAGAUUCCAGGUUAGAUUGUACUGAACACAGCAUUGGCAGGGGCCGUGACCUUGGUCAGAGGUCCUGAGGGGAAGUGGGGGAAAGCAGGCUGCAAGUUGAGCUGUGUCUUCUGAGCCGCACCACAGGUGCGGGAUGACUCAGCACCCUGAGCUCGGCGCAUGCUUUUGCUGAGACCUUGGUGUAAAAGGUCUCCCGGGCUGCAGGGACACCAGGGAGAGCCCUGAAAUAUCUUGGUGACGUGAGGAUUCUCUGCCUGUGGUGGAUCCAUCCUACUGGUUACCUAGGGGCAGUCCGCGUCGUGUCCCACCCCCCCACCCCCCCUCACUCCCCCCCCCCCCCCCCCCCCACCCCGCCCAGGGCUCAUCUGAGCCUUUGUACCGAUUGCCCUCUGCUGGUGGCAGGAGAAAUGAGCAAAGGCUGUAAAGUGCCCCACGUUAGGAGGAGGUGGAUCUUUUUAAAAAGCUGACAGUUCAGCCCCUGCAGGUCUUUUAACUGUUUCAAACUAAAUUUGGCUCAUCCUGUGACUAUAGUUGAUGACAGCGCCCGCUACACCAACUGCAAGGAAGGGGUGUGCAGUCUGAGUCAGCAAACCUCCCCUACAGCAGUUUCCUGCCUCCCUCCCCAUCUGUGGAUGGUGCCCCACGUCAUCAGCCAUCCCUCCGUGCCACAGAGUAGCCGCCACCACACCUGGGUGGAGCCAGGUGCGUGCCAAGGAGAUGGGUGCUACAGGGAGCAGCAGGCCAGGUUUUCCUCCCCAACAGUCCUUGGCUGUCUACCUUCGUCAUGAGAAGUGAGGGAAGCCAUGACCAGCUCAGGGGCCCAUGUACCCAGUGAGUCUGGGGGAACACAAGGAGCUAGAGAGAGCGAUGCGCAGGACUGGGGGGUCCUGUGCUGUGAUUCCACACUGGGUCUGUGCAGGGGGGUGCAGUUUUUAAAAGAACUUCAAGCUGCUAACACGAGAUUAUAUUACUGUGAAGGAAGCAGCCACGGUCUUAUCAAAAUGAAAUGUUCUGGAACUUUCCUUAGAAAGUUGAAAAGGUAGCGUGUGUGCUUGCUAGGCAUAUACAUUCUGAGAUGUCUCAAUGAAUGAUUAACUAGAAGCUAGUCUAUUUUUUUAUAUUUUUGUAACAAUUUCUUUUUUCAUGGUGGGGGGUGGAAGGGUUAGUAUUUAUAGUCCUAACAAGUCCAAUAAUUUUUAUAAGUCUCUUCAGAUUAUAAAUAAUCCUCCAAAUUUUGCAAUGUUUACAUGUUUUUUUAAAAAGAUGAUAAAUAUGCUAAGUUUGCUUUUUAAAUAAAAACUUAGGUGUUCUAAGAGAUUAAUAACGUCAGGUAGGCAUACUGGUUGUGGCAGUUUGGGUUUUCUACAGAUUCCGUCCCCACGCCUUUUCUCCCCCAGCAUCACUGAAGACAGUUGUUUGUCGUUUGGGGUUUCCCUUGGGAGUCUACUCCUGUGAGGUUGCUGUUCCUCCAGAGAUGUGGGUGGGUGGUGCUGUGGAAGCCUGGGCCAGGCUGGACCUGGGUCAGUGAUACCCAAAGACAUUGUUUGCAUUGGGUGCGAGGGUAGGGGCAGGCCUGCCUGUUCUCGGCUGUUUCCGUCUCGGUUCUUCAGGCCUCGCUGACAGAGGUCCUUGGUAAUAGCUGUGCUGGGAAGUUCUGAACAAUAAACUAUGUGCCCAGAA
Molecule: messenger RNA, 3996 nt
Organism: Myodes glareolus (Bank vole)
Lineage: Eukaryota; Metazoa; Chordata; Mammalia; Rodentia; Cricetidae
Gene: Gpt2
Product: glutamic--pyruvic transaminase 2
Biological process (GO): biosynthetic process
Molecular function (GO): transaminase activity; pyridoxal phosphate binding
Source: RefSeq, a predicted model, not a curated record